AUGCCGUCGUCGUACGGCGCGACAUCCAACCCAAUGCCCAGGCAAUCACCACGUACACGUCGGCGCGCGCACCGCAUUGCGCGCGCUGCCGCCGACCCACCCGGGGCUAGCAUCCUAUCAUCCUUCUCUAACCUCGCCAACACAAUUAUCGGGAGUGGCGCGCUCGCCUUCCCCUCCGCGUUUGCGAGUAUGGGCUUGAUCCCCGGCUUCAUUUCCUGCCUCGUCUCCGCCUGCACGGCCAUGUUUGGACUGUGGUGUCUCUCGCGGUGUGCAGAGCUCGUGGGCAAGAGGCCCGGAGACGAGGGACGCAAGGCUAGCUUUAACGAGGUUGCGCGGCUCGCGUUCGGCAAGGGUUGGGUCAUGCGGCUCUUUGAUUUCGCUAUCGCCAUCAAGUGCUUCGGCGUGUCCGUAUCGUACCUCAUCAUUUGCAAGACGCUCCUUCCCCAAGUAUGCCAGACGUUCGCACACAUCUUAAAGACACCCAUCGAGCCGGAUUCGAUACUCCUCGUGCCGACGUUCUGGCUUCUACUUACACUCCCUAUCAUCGUCCCACUUUCCUUCAUGCGCACGCUCGACAGCCUGCGCUUCACCAGCCAGAUCGCACUGUCGUCGGUGAUCUACAUGGUCAUCGUCGUCGUGGCCUGGUACUUUAUCAAGGGUCCCGACCCGAACCGCGGCGAGAUUGUGCUCGGCCGCUUCGGCACGGACACGCUCGCGUCUUUCCCGGUGCAGGUGUUUGCGUUUACCUGCGCUCAGAACCUCUUCCCUAUCUACAACGAGCUCAAGGACCGCUCGCAGGGCAAGAUGAACCUCGUGAUCGGCUCGUCUAUCAUGUCCGCCGCGUCCGUGUACGAGCUGCUCGGUGUUGUCGGUUACCUGACCUUUGGCUCAAAGGUCAGCUCCAACGUCAUGGCCAUGUACCCGUCCGAUUCGAUGGUUGUGGCCAUCGGUCGUCUCGGCAUCGUCUUCCUCGUCGGCCUCUCGUACCCUCUGCAGGCUCUGCCGUGUCGCUCGUGUCUAUACCUGCUCACGUCGGGCAUUAUCAAGGGCAAGAAGCACAAGCUGCUGCCGCAGGAACCCGAACCCGAGUCUGAGUCCGACGACGAGGAUGACGCGUCCGACUCAGGCAUCAGUGGACACGAGCAGGACAUGCUGGUGCCCAAGGUUGGCGAUGGUGUCCGCGGUCCUACAGCUGCUGAGAUGCCUAUGAAGAAGUACAUUGGCUUCACGACCGGCAUUCUCGUCGCCGGCUACUUGAUCGCCUUCCUCGUGGAUGAGCUCGACAUUGUACUCAGCUUCGUCGGUUCGACCGGCUCGACAAUCAUCAGUUUCAUCCUCCCUGGGUUUUUCUAUUUCCGGCUGUACCGUGACCAGCGCGGGUUGACCAAGUGGUUUGCACUUGCGCUCGGCAUUUACGGCGUAGCAGUCAUGACGUUCUGCCUCACGAACAACAUUAUCCACCUGAGCAGGAAGCCGCGAGCAGGCCAUUAA
Cutaneotrichosporon cavernicola is the source of this 1491-nucleotide messenger RNA. RefSeq lists its product as uncharacterized. The coding region runs from base 1 to 1491 and encodes 496 amino acids. Gene Ontology annotation, biological process: amino acid transmembrane transport. Gene Ontology annotation, cellular component: fungal-type vacuole membrane. Lineage: Eukaryota; Fungi; Basidiomycota; Tremellomycetes; Trichosporonales; Trichosporonaceae. Gene Ontology annotation, molecular function: L-amino acid transmembrane transporter activity. The transcript has 8 exons. The record is from RefSeq and is a predicted model, not a curated record.